This is a messenger RNA of Peronospora matthiolae, 2073 nucleotides long. The record is from the annotation of a GenBank genome assembly. Lineage: Eukaryota; Oomycota; Peronosporomycetes; Peronosporales; Peronosporaceae.
AUGAGCGCGAUGUGCUGGGCAGACGUCGCGCGUAUCCAAGCGCUCAAACAGACGCUGAGCACCGGGACAAAUGCUGCUGCUGCUGCUGGCUGUGGGAUGCAAACGAAGCCGAGCGACACGUGUUCAAGAGGCCGCACGAGCUGUUCCAGCAGCCACGACGAGAUGUGGGACGACGACGACGUGUCGACCAUCGGAUCCACCUACAGCAGUCGCAGCGACGACGGCUCUACGCCUGGUACAAGUCCCUCGUCGGGAUACAAGAAGGAGGUGCUAGAGCCACUGCAACUCGCGUUGGAAGCGCCGUGGACGGACAAGAAGCGCGAGCUCAAGAGUCGAGCGAAGAAGCCACUGCCAGUGCCGUCGUUGGCAGCGUAUCGGAUGGAGCAGCAGAGGCGGUACGUGCAGCUGCUCCAGUCCGCAGCACCGCUCGGACCCCGUCGCGUGUUGCCGAUUGUCGCACCUCUGGAGCUCGUGCCGCCGAGUGAGAACGAGCUGCGGAGCACCAACUGCCUCAUGAAGUGCGUCAACGCCCUCGCACCGCUGCCUACGAUCGAUCAAUUGGCCGCCAAGCACUUGGUCAUCCACGAGCUCCAGCGGACAGUGGAUCUCUGGCUGCGUCACACGCUCGACGUCAUCCACGGAGUUUCGGCUGAUCGCGCCACCAAGUCGACGACGACAGCGACGUUGCUGAUCGGAGGCAGUUGGCACUUGAAAGUCGGCGUUGCUGAGUCGGAUCUGGACGUGGUCGCGCUCCUGCCGCAUGAGGUGACAGCCGACCUGUUCUUCAGCUCGCUCUGUGACCAUCUCGGUCGGGAAGCGUCGGUGUCGAAGCUCGUGGCCAGACGCAAGGCAGCGGUUCCCGUGCUCUCGUUCGAGCUCAGCACUGUGCGGGUGGACCUGCUCCUUGCCAGGUACGCCCAGCAGCAGGCUGUGCCGAAACACCUUCUGUGUCUGCCUGGAGAUGACGUGCAAGUCAUGCGUGGCAUGGACACGGCGUCGGUCCGGUCGCUGUCGGUUGCUCGCGUCGCGUCGCUCAUCCUUGAGCUCGUGCCGAACGCCAGCACUUUCAAGUCGUGUCUGCGGGUGAUUCGCCUCUGGGCAAGACGGCGCGGCUUGUACUCGAACAAGGCUGGCUUCCUAGGGGGCAUUUCCUGGGCUUUGCUCGUGUGCUUUGUGUGCCAAAUGUUUCCACGUGCAAGUGUCGCUGCACUCGUGCACCGCUUCUUUUCCGUGCUCGUGUCGUGGCAGUGGCCGACGCCGAUUCUCGUGGCUCAGCCGUCGACUAGCGUCGAUGCCAACGGCGUCGAGUGGGACCCCCUUCACAACCUUCACGACCGCGCACAUCUCAUGCCGAUCAUUACGCCGGGCUUUCCUGCAGUCAACACGGCCGUGAACGUCAACUUGUCGACAUUGCGCGUCUUGCGAGACGAGUUUGCGCGUGGGCAACGCAUCCUGGAUGACUUGAGUCGGUGCAGGUUUAACUACCCUACGCCAUGGAACCAGCUCUUCACUCCGACGGAAGUGCUGGUACGGUACGACCACCAUGUUGCAAUUGAGCUGCGGGCUUGUAACGAGGAAUCACUGGCGGAAUGGUCGAGUUUUGUUGCUAGUCGCACUCGGAAGCUGGUGGAGACGUUGCAACACACACCUUCGGUUGGUUCACUCCAUCCACUGCCCGAGAUCAUCCGGCCACAGCAUCCUGAGCCGCGUGCAGAUGGAGAGGUCGUGGGCUACUACUUUAUCGGGUACACGGUUGAUUCACCACCGAUGCCGGGGGUCCGACGUGGCAAUUGCAGACUCACUUGUGAACGACAGCGGAUGCCCUCGACCUCUGGUAAUGAAGAGUGGGCUCGAAACUGCAUUGCUUCCGCGACACGAUACUUCCUCGCAACGGAGCUCAAUGCUGCCACCGAGAAGAAGUGCGGCAUGGAGGUCGCGAUCUCCUACUCGUCGUGGAAUGAUCUCCCGAAUGCCAUUUUUCCGGGUGGUCGACCUGCUGCCAUUGGUGAUCGAGCACGGUAUAUCCUCAGUCAAGCGCACCAAAUGAACGUCGCUCAGGGCUUUGCUCGUUGA